Messenger RNA from Staurois parvus, 583 nucleotides. Lineage: Eukaryota; Metazoa; Chordata; Amphibia; Anura; Ranidae. The record is from the annotation of a GenBank genome assembly.
CAUACACUAUAUUGUCAUAUGUAUUGGGACACCCCUCCAAAUAAUUGGAUUCAGGUGUUCCAAUCACCUCCAUGGCCACAGGUGUAUAAAAUCAAGCACCUAGGCAUGCAGACUACUUCUACAAACAUUUGUGAAAGAAUGGGUCGUGCUCAGGAGCUCAGUGAAUUCAAGUUUGCAGUAAGUCCAUCUGAAAUUUCCUUGCUACUAAAUAUUCCGCAGUCAGCAAUUAGAGGUAUUAUAACAAAGUGGAAGCAACUGGGAACAACAACAACUCAGCUAUGAAGUGGUAGGCCAUGUAAAAUGACAGAGCGGGGUCAGCGCAUGGUGAAGCACACAGUGCACAGAAGUCGCCAACUGUGUGCAGUCAGUAGCUAAAGACCUCCAAACUUCGUGUGGCCUUCAGAUUAGCACACCAACAUUGCGUAGAGAGCUUCAUGGAAUGGGUUUCCAUGGCCAAGUAGCUGCAUCCAAGCCUUACAUCACCAAGUGCAAUGCAAAGCGUCAGAUGCAGUGGUGUAAAGUAUGCCGCCACUGGAGUCUAGAGCAGUACUUGCCUGACUGCAUUGCACCAAGUGUAAAGUUU